AUGGACGCAUGCGCCGGCACCCCGCUCACCCCAUCCUAUAGCCGCGACCCCUCCACCGCCGCCGCCGCCGCAAACCCUAGCCCGGGUGGCGUUGGCCUCGCCUCCGCCGGAGCUCCUCCGACCAUCGGCCUCGCGCACGGCCUCUUCAUGCCGCCGCGGAUGACCUCGGCGGCGGGUGGCGUCGCACCGGCGCCGGCCCGAGCCGCCGCCCCCUCCUCAACGCUCCCCAAUGCGGCGCGGCCAAAGAAGGGCAAGACAUCGGCGAAGAAAAACAAGGCGGCGGACGGCUCCGGCACCUCAAAGGCGAGGAGGAAGAAGCUUGCAGGGCGUGCGACAGGCGCGGCGGCUACCGAAGCGCCAGCGAGCUCACUCGUUGAGCCGGCGGCGGACGCGCACAACAUGUUCGACGAAAUGCCCCUAAGUCUUAAUGAUGAUGCAUACAUGUCAACGAUGGGUGUUGGCUCCAACAAUUCGCAUUGGUCUCAAACCAAUGACAUGCAUUUCGAAGACCAUGAGUUCGAGGUGGACGAGGAGGGUGAGUGCAUUGUCGACGCACCGAAAGGAAGAGCGGGCAAUUACACCAACGUCGAUGACAUCUUACUAUGCAAUACUUGGUUGCAAGUGUCAAGGGAUCCAUCCGUUGGAGGUGAUCAAAGUAGAGAUGCCGUUGAAGAUCUUGCCAACACCGUCGGAGCUUCACGUGAUGCGGUGCGCGAUGAGGAGAGGGAGGAAGAUUUAUCUUCGGAGGCGGAAGAAUCGUCUUCCGAAGAUGAGGACGAGGACGAAGACGAGGACGAGGAAUGA
This is a messenger RNA of Aegilops tauschii subsp. strangulata, 804 nucleotides long. Lineage: Eukaryota; Viridiplantae; Streptophyta; Magnoliopsida; Poales; Poaceae. The record is from RefSeq and is a predicted model, not a curated record.